Molecule: messenger RNA, 699 nt
Organism: Haemonchus placei
Lineage: Eukaryota; Metazoa; Nematoda; Chromadorea; Rhabditida; Trichostrongylidae
Source: the annotation of a GenBank genome assembly
AUGUCGUCCGCAUUCCUUAAACUGAAAGGGAUUGCGCUUUUUCGAGUGAAAGACAACGAUAUACACAAUGCUUGGUUACCCGAGCUCCGUUCCCUUCUGAAGAUUGUGAUGGUGACGAUCGUAUUCUUUAUCGUCGUCAAGUGGGGAGAUGGUUCAGUAGGCUAUCCUACUACAGGUUAUCCAGGUUACGAGAGUCAGGAACAACGAUAUCCUGAACCGGCUCCGUUCAAUGUACAACCAGGAUAUUCCGGUUUGAAUCCGAGCAGUUCGGCUCGGCCAACUAUCGGAGCACCGGGUAUUCGGCCCACAUACAGGGAUUUGCAUCCAAAUGAAACAGAAUACAACUCUCCACCCGGCUAUGAUCAACAGAACGCCUAUACCCGGCUCAUCAAACGCAACAUCAAAGCCGCAAGUCUGCAAAAUCGCUCACAACCGGUUCCCGUCGCUGACUUCGAUCUGCCCGAACGUGGUUUGAUUGUCUUCGGUCUUGAAGAUAGUAAUGAAGAAGAUCAGGAAAGCGAAAAUGCUGCUCAUAUCAUCCUGAAGGAUCGAACGGCGAAGACCUGUUUCACAACGAACAAAAUGCUGAUGACAUCCACGAUCUGUUUGACGUUACUGGUGGCGUUGAUCGUAUCAUUGUCGUUGAUCGUCUACAAACAACGUCGACUCAUCUUACAAACCACCUACCUGAAACAUUGA